Auxenochlorella protothecoides is the source of this 978-nucleotide messenger RNA. RefSeq lists its product as hypothetical. Lineage: Eukaryota; Viridiplantae; Chlorophyta; Trebouxiophyceae; Chlorellales; Chlorellaceae. The coding region runs from base 1 to 978 and encodes 325 amino acids. The transcript has 5 exons. The record is from RefSeq and is a predicted model, not a curated record.
AUGCCCCGCCUCCAGGUGACCCGGUGUAGCAAGGAGGAGAACUCCAAGCCAGCCGCGUCGCGCAGCAAGUCCAGCCCUCCGUCGUCAGGAGGCUCCCCACCCAGCAGCCUGGCCUUCCCCUCCAACAACCUGUCGCCGGACGGCAACCGCAGCCUGUCCAGCAGCGGCCUCCAGCGCACCUCCCUGUCGGGCGGCGUGCAGAACGCGACGCUGCGCUGCGACCUGCCCUCCCCCGCGGUGGCCGUGCGCAACCUGGUGGAGCAGGCCCAGCACGCUCACCUCUGCACCCUCAUGUCUGCCAUGCACCACCGGCGGGCGGGGUACCCCUUCGGCACGGUGGUGGAGUUUGCCGCCGACGGCGCGGGGCACCCGCUCUUCUCCCUCUCCCCCUUGGCCAUCCACACGCGCAACAUCCGGGAGGAUGCGCGGUGCAGCCUGGUGCUGCAGUUGCCUGGCUGGACGGGGCUGGCCAACGCCCGAGUGACCAUCUUCGGGGACGUCUACCCUCUGCCCAGCGACAUGCAAGAGGCCGCGCGCGAGAUAUUCCACCAGAAGCACGCCUCGCACGCGGGGGACCCUGCCAAGAAGUCCUCGCGCUGGCUCUCCGGCAACGCCCAGUACUUCCGCAUGCACCACCUGCGCGACAUCUACUUUGUGGGCGGCUUCGGCACGGUGCAGUGGGUGGACGCGGGGGAGUACGCCGCCGCGACCCCGGACGCCAUCGUCCUGCACGGCCCCACCGCCGUCCUGCGUGUGCUCAACGAGCGCUUUGCCGGCGCGCUGCGCGGCCUCUUCGGCGCGCGCGGCGGCGGCGCGGACGACGCCGUGGUCAUCUCCAUCGACAAGCUGGGGGCGGACGUGCGGGUGCGCCGUGCGGGCCAGCACGCCGUUGAGCGCCUCGUCUUUGACCAGGAGGUGGUGACGCUGGAGGAUGCCAUCGACAUCAUGCAGCGGCUGACCGCGCAUGUGGAGGCGUAG